This is a messenger RNA of Nycticebus coucang (slow loris), 5178 nucleotides long. It is a transcript of the gene RIMS4, whose product is annotated as regulating synaptic membrane exocytosis 4. Bases 214 to 1023 code for a protein of 269 amino acids. The record is from RefSeq and is a predicted model, not a curated record. Gene Ontology annotation, molecular function: transmembrane transporter binding; small GTPase binding. Gene Ontology annotation, biological process: regulation of membrane potential; positive regulation of synaptic transmission; calcium ion-regulated exocytosis of neurotransmitter. The transcript has 6 exons. NCBI's taxonomy places the organism in Eukaryota, Metazoa, Chordata, Mammalia, Primates, Lorisidae. Gene Ontology annotation, cellular component: presynaptic membrane; cytoskeleton of presynaptic active zone.
CUCCGCGCGUCGCCAGCUCCCGGCCCGCCGCCGCCUGCUCGCCGGCCCCGCCGCGCCCGCCAGCCCCGCCGCGGAGCCCCGGCCCGGCCCCGGGCCGCCGCCACCACCACGCCGCGCGCCGUACUCCGAGUCAAGAAUGGGGCGGCCAAGCUGCCCAAGCCGCCCGCCGCCGCCGCCGCCGCCGCGGCCGAGGCGCCGGGCGCCGGCGCGGGCAUGGAGCGCUCGCAGAGCCGCCUCAGCCUGUCCGCCUCCUUCGAGGCGCUCGCCAUCUACUUCCCGUGCAUGAACUCCUUCGACGACGAGGACGCAGGGGAUGGCCGGAGGCUGAAGGGGGGCAUCCAGAGGAGCACGGAGACGGGCCUGGCAGUGGAGAUGCCCAGUCGGACGCUGCGCCAGGCCAGCCAUGAGUCCAUCGAGGACAGCAUGAACAGCUAUGGCUCAGAGGGCAACCUUAACUACGGAGGAGUUUGCCUGGCAUCAGACGCACAAUUCAGUGACUUCCUGGGCAGCAUGGGGCCAGCACAGUUUGUGGGCCGCCAGACCUUGGCCACCACUCCCAUGGGGGACGUGGAAAUUGGCUUGCAGGAACGGAACGGUCAGCUAGAAGUGGACAUCAUCCAGGCUCGGGGUCUGACGGCCAAGCCAGGCUCCAAGACACUGCCAGCGGCCUACAUCAAGGCCUACCUGCUAGAGAAUGGUGUCUGCAUUGCCAAGAAGAAGACCAAAGUCGCUCGCAAGUCGCUGGACCCACUGUAUAACCAGGUGCUGCUGUUUCCUGAGAGUCCCCAGGGCAAAGUCCUACAGGUGAUCGUGUGGGGGAACUACGGGCGGAUGGAGCGGAAGCAGUUCAUGGGUGUGGCACGCGUGCUGCUGGAGGAGCUGGACUUGACCACCCUGGCCGUGGGCUGGUACAAGCUCUUCCCCACUUCCUCCAUGGUGGACCCAGCCACGGGCCCCCUGCUCCGGCAGGCAUCUCAGUUGUCCCUGGAGAGCACCGUGGGGCCCUGUGGAGAGCGAUCUUAGUGCUGAGGAUGGAGAGGGUCUCCCCCAAAGGGCCUGGGGACCUCCCAGCCCUGAUCUGGACCCCAGGCCCAGGGGCACACUGGACAGGAGGACGGGGUUCUCCCCCACAGCGGGGAAGCAGAAUGGGGAGACCUGCCCCCCUUGGGCCCCUCCUCACCCCUUCUUUGCCUCCUACUCCCUGAGACCUUCCCUCUCCCAACGGGAUUGUCUAUACUUUUGACUGGGCCGGUUCUUGACCUGGUGGAUAUGGCUGCAAUCUGGAGAAAGGAGAGACUGAGGUGGCAGAGCAAACCACUCUCCUGCCCCAAACACUGUUCACUUCUCCCCCUUUUUGCCUCCUCGGAAGCUCGCUGCCCGGAGCCAAGUCCAGAACCCGGCCGGCCAUCUCCAUGGUGCCAAUUACCAGCAAGUGUCUUUCCUGCGGCACCGGGUUCAGGCAGCUACUCCUGCCCCAGAGCUGUCGGGGCAGCUUUGCAAGGAUCCGGAGCCAGCUCCCACAGGCCCGGAGCCCCCUGCUGAAGAGGAGCUCGGGCUUCCUUCUGCCUGCCCAUAGAAGGAGCUUUGCCGCAGCCUGUCCGAGUCCAUCUGUCCAUCCCCUCCUGCCUGCUCCUCUUCGGGUGGCUCUAGGAUUUGGGGUCCAGAGGGAUCAAAAGAAAGGAGGAGUACUCGGGGCCUGGCACAGACCCCAGGGUGCCUUGCUCCAUGGGAUUGCAACAGGCUAGUUUGAGAACUGUCGGUGGUCUGGAAAGGACAUUGUCAUCUGUGUUUUGGUGGAGAAGCUAUAUGACCCCAAGUUUCCAGAACUCCAAGCCUAGAGAGCUCACUGUCUGCAUUUGCAGGAUGCUGGGUUGGAGGGGGAGGCUGAGGAAAGCUGGUGGUGCCAGGGUAAGGGUUUCCCAAAUAGGAGAAUCCCUCCUUGUCGGAUGAGGUCAAAGAUUAUCUUGUCUACCCCUCUGCCUCCAGGCUAGGGGCCUGGGGAGGCCAUAGAGCGCCCCUAUUUUAGUCUUUUUUAACUAACCAUUCUGUACUAAGGGCAGAACCCACUGCCUUGGCCUCAAUUACCUUGGCUCAAGGAAAGAUGGUGGUAGGAGAGAAAUAGGAUAAAAAGGUUUGAGUGUAAAAAUUGGGAGAUUCCUUCCCAAGCAGGCCUGGGUUGCUGCCUUCCCAGCCUGGCCCUCCCUGGGGCCUGCGGGAGCCCUUUUGCAUGCAAGGGAGGAUAUAAGCUGGCCUCUCUUUAUAGAAGCACAUUUCUGCCAGCCUCCCCUGGGAGGCACCCAGCAGCCUACCACUCCUCUGUACCUAGUCCCUGCUGUGUAGGGCGUAGUCCAGGUUAGCUGGGUAGAGUUAGUGUUCCAAACCUUGGGGCCUGUUCUUAGCUCAUACAUAGUCCUUGCAGAGCCCCAGGUCAGGUGGGGAGGAGACACAAGAACAUUCCAGGAGACCACUGUCUCCUUGCUGGCCUGGGCCUGCGGCGGCCAGCCCCUCCUCCCCUUCCCCCUUCUUUCCCUAUCCCCAUAGGGUUGUAGCUGGAGCUGCCCAUUAGAAUCAUGUUCUGAUUUAUUAUCCUUGGUCCUGACUUUCUUUACAAGGCACUCUUUAUGAUUGUGGGGCCUUGGCAGAGGGGGCCUGGUCUUCACUAGAAGGUGUCAUUUUCCACUGAGGACACCCAGGCUGUCUUUGGUCCCACCCUGUUCUUGGUCCUGCCGGGCGAUUCCUUCCACCUAGAAACUUUUUCCUGUCCCCGGCUUGUUUCAGCCCAGGGUAUCCUUUAAAGCCCUGGCAGAGAGUUACAGCGCCUCCUUACAGGAGCAUCUUAUGCUGCACUGGGAAGAGGAAUUGCGGAGGCCCCUCCUAUCCAGGAUCCCAAGGCUGGGGGCAGGUGGGAGCAGGGCUCUGGGUGGAAUCAACCCCCCCCCCAUUUGUGUUUUUAACCAGUGUGAUUUCUCUGCUGUUUGUUUAUUACUCACCAUUUAGAAUAUUUUGAGCCAGGAAAGCAACUUCUCUCUCCAGCCAGCACUGCUAUGGUUGUUCAGGGGUAGCUUUUCAAAGAUGGGGCAGAGGCUGGCUGUUCCAACCAGAGGGGGAGAGGGCUCGGCCCUGGCAGCCUGAGCCCACCCUCUGAUGGCCACAUAGCCUUUAUAAAGAGAGAGAAAGCUCCGAAGCAAUAACACCCUGGGGGUGGUCAGCAAGGGCCCCCUCAAUGAUUUUCUUGUUUGUUCUGUGAAAUCUCUCACCUCCUGGAGGGGUGGGGUGGCUGGGGCUGGAGCCCUAUUUCUUUGUGUCAUCAUUGUGACCACAAGCCCCCUUAAGACGGGGCUGUGACCAUCAGAUGUGGGAACCACCGUCUGUCCUCAUCAAGGGAUGGGGGUUUGGGGAGGGAAGUGACAUUUUCAUUAGCUUUGGGGAAACUUCAAGCCCAGCCCAGUCUGUCCCUGCUGUUGUCUGAUUCUUUGCCAGCUCAAAUUGCAUCAUUCAGGGAGCAGCAGAGAGGGUGGAAUUUGGGGCCUGGGGUCUCUAGGGGAUGAUUUUAUUUUCAAUCUCUAGGCCAAGAUCACACACAGAGGUACCAUGAGAGGGAACCAUUUCCGCUUUCCUUCUCCAGAAUCCCCUUCAUACUAAAGGGAAGGGGUCUUUGGGCUCAUUAGUCCAUCUUCAUUUUACAAACAAGGAGGCAAGGCCACAGCACGGGGGAGGAGCCACCCCUGGGGUCACCUGUGCAUUCAGUGGUACCCCCAGCUGGGUCUCCAGGCAGGCGGAGGUAGGGGCACCCCUACCCACACUUCCUCCUCCCUUCACUUAGGCACCUCCUAGUGGCCUGAGAACAUGGGCAGGGCAAGUUGUAGUCCAUCAGAAAGGUUAGGAAACUGGGGCCCAGAAAUAGUAAGUGACUCAGUCAAGACCCCUCAGCAAGUGUGCAACAGAAUGGACAGAAGUAGGACUCUGUGGCUUGUACUUCAGGUGACAGGAAGACAUGUUACCUUCAUGGGCAGUAACUUCUGGGCUUGGGUUUGGGAAAGGAUUGCCAGGGAGACCAAGCUCUCCUGGGGGUCUUGCCCAGCUGACUGAGGAUCUGUAGGAUUUGAUCCAGGCUUUGCUGUCUGGAUGGAGAAUCUUGCUGAGGGGCUGUAACCUCUCUGGGACCAACUGGAGGGAGAGUUAAGAAACACCUGCUCCUUCCUGUGGCUGAGAGCACCAAGGGGCAGCAUGAUGCUCCUCAGCUUGGGGACGUCCUCCCAAACCUUUGGGUGUAAUGAGUCCUAGCCCUCCCCUAGUGCUUUUCGAACUUUUGUUUUCAGAGUGCUUUUACCUUGAGUGUGGUCUUUGGCCCUCACAAGAGGCCCUGGGUAGUAGCUGAGGGCCUUUGCUGUCAGCCCCAUUUUAAAGAGGGGAGUUGAGAGCCUGGGUGGGGAGGUGCUUGCCUGAGGUCCCACUUAGACAAAUCAGUGGCUGAGCCAGGCCUGGAACUCGGUUUCUCAGCAGUUCAGGGCUCUUCUGUACAGGGAGGUGAAGGGGAUAGUUUACUGGGUGGUUGUGCAUUCUGCAAGCUGGCUGACUAUACCAUUCUUUAAAUCAGGAGCUCCUGGGUGCAUUUCAGCAUCAGAAACAGCAAGCACCAAGUCUCGUCCUCUUUGGAGGUACAGCUGUUGCAUCAGGCAAGGUCACCUGCAUUUAUUUAUUGAGUAGCAGCAGUGCCAGGACCAGGGGACUGAGCUUGUUCCUUGUAGUGAUUCCAAGGCCCUCUGGGAGGACCUCACAUCUAUAGAGCAGCACUUCAGAGUGGACAGAAGGUGUCCACGAGCUCCCAACUCUCAACCCCCAUGAGGUGGGCUGGUGGUACCCAUUUUACUCAGAGCUUUUGUGAGGACAAAGUGGAGACUUGAACCCAGGGCUAUGGGCAUUGCCUCUGGAGCCAGUUCCCUCUAUGGCUGCCUCCUGAGGGGCUGGUGGGAAGGCAGGGGCCUGGGUCCUCAGGCUGGAGGCCUCUCUCCAUCCACCCACUUUUCCCCUCAUUCCCUCUCGGGGAGCAGGAGCUGCCCAGGCCUUUGGGGAGGGAGGUUUUCCAGGGCUCCUGGGUUGCAGCGGGUCACAUUGCAUUGUGUUCAUGACCAUGUAGCUCAUGUUGAAAAUUAAAAGUUUUUGGCUUUUCUAACCUGA